Messenger RNA from Alosa alosa (allis shad), 7185 nucleotides. It is a transcript of the gene plekhh1, whose product is annotated as pleckstrin homology domain containing, family H (with MyTH4 domain) member 1. The record is from RefSeq and is a predicted model, not a curated record. Gene Ontology annotation, cellular component: cytoskeleton. The coding region runs from base 355 to 4665 and encodes 1436 amino acids. Lineage: Eukaryota; Metazoa; Chordata; Actinopteri; Clupeiformes; Clupeidae. The transcript has 31 exons.
AUUUGAUUUGAUGCAGCUCAAUUAGCUUUGCAUAAUCCCUUUUGCAAACAGAAUUGCCUGGAGGAAAAUUUGCAGAGAACUGGACUGUGAUCUCGAAGGCCAAAGUCAAGGUGACAUUGGCAGGACCAACUCCAUGACACCAGAGAGAUCUCUGCACUCAUAAGCCCAUCUCACUCGAAGCCUAUCUCCCUGGCCUCUGCAGCCCCUCUCACUACAGUAUGGUAACAAGUUAAGCAGUGCAAGAAGCACUUGGUCCAGAACCUUCUGAAAUAAGGCAGGCGAUGAUGCUACUCCAAAAGGUGCUCCUGGGAGGACGUGAGAGCCGAGAGGAGAGACGCAGAAGGGUGGGUCCCGAUGGCCGACGUUCUGGACACUGGAGCGACGGGCACCGGAACAGCCGGGGCGGCCACCGCCGCCGCCACCGGUAGCGUGGACUGGCAGAAGAGAUGCAUCACCCUGGAGAUGCAGCUGCUCAGGUUCCGGCUCCAGGCGGGGAAGAUUCGUGAGCUGCUCGCUGAAAAGAUGCAAGAGUUGGAGCAAAGAGUGACCGAGGCCGACCUGCGAGCAGAGACUGCAGAGAAACAGGUGCGCUUGAUGGAAGAGAAAUUGAAAUCAGCGAAUGUGCAGCCGAAUCAGACCAACGAAUCAGAGAACUCCUUAUGCCUGAGGCUUCAAGAACUCACCAAUCAGGUGCAAGAGAGGGAUGGAGUGAUCAAGCACCUGGAAGCACAGCUGGAGAAACAGAAUUUGCUUCGGGCCCAGGAGGCAAAGAUCAUCGAAGAAAAAGCCUCCAAAAUCAAAGACUGGGUCACUUUUAAGUUACGAGAGAUGGAGAUGGAGAACCAGCAGCUGAAGCUGGCCAACCUCAAGCAGGCUGAACAGAUCCUCAACCUCCAGGACAAACUGCAAGUGCUCCAGGAGGGUCCCUACUCCCCCACGUCCCCCUUGUCCCCCUUAUCGCCCAGUCUUGAUGCCCACCUGGUGCCCUCCAGCCCACUCUACCCGCCCAGCUGCCCUGGCACACCGCCUGCUCUGGAGGACGGCUGGAGGCACACCCCCUCAGGAGGCUCCGCUGAAGCAAAGAAGAAAGCCCUUGAGACGUCAGACAGAUUGUCCUCUGUCGACAAGAUGACCGUGUCCAAGAUGGCGGAGGGUGCCACUCAGGGCCGAGGCAGAGGGGUCGUGGCAGGAGGCCUCAGUGUCCCUCCGGUCACCACCGCCAUGGGGGACCCCCCCAGCCGGGACCACUCAUCAGACGAACUCAACAACAAGUUCCGCCUGCACCGCCUUCGAUCGUCCUCCUCCACCUCUUCCUCCUCCUCCUCCUCUUCCUCAUCGGCCUAUGAAAAUCCGCAGGCCUCCCUGCUGCUGCUUCCGCCCACGGAGGCCCCAGCGUCCGCCUCCGCCCUGGCCGGUGCCCCGCGCUCGCCCCUGGCGCCCUGCUUCUCGCUGCCCGCGGGCACCAGCAUGACCCUGCCCAAGGUGCGCACGCCGCUUAGCCCGCGCGACAGCAUCCAACUGCUGAAGAAGCACCAGAGCCAGCCGCAGCCCGGCCUCGAGCGCUUCCACCACAUCAACGUCAGCAUCGACCUCGGCUGCGCCGGCCUGCCGCUGCUGGCCCGGAGCCUGUCCCAGGUGCCUGCAGCAGCUGCGCCGCAGGUGGAGGAGACGGACAUCGACGACGGCAUGGAGGGGGUGGAGGAGGGCGCUCAGGCCCAGGCACAGGCCGAUGUCGAUCAGCCCUGCGCCGGAGGAACGCUGUCUAUGGGGCUGGUGAAGGAAUGCCUGGAUCUGGAUGCGGUGAAGCCCCCAACACCACCGUUACACCGCUUCCCUGCCUGGGAGAGUCGUAUCUACGCUGUGGCCAAGUCUGGUAUGAGGGUGUCUGAGGCCAGUCCUGCUGCCAAGGGUGCAGUGUCGAGCAUGUCCCAUUACCCCUCUGCUGGUCAAUUUACUCACCUAAUGUGUAAGAACAUUAGUGUUCCUGUCUACACCACUCUUAAAGGGAAAGCCACACAGAUCAGUACUUCUCCUCUGGUGGAGGAGGACUCGGGCUCCGAGGAUGAUACCAGCUCUCUGGGCUCCUUGCGGAGCUCCGUGCUGGGGCCUGACCGCAAGGGCAGUACUCCCAGCAGUCCCCGCGCCCUCAAGAGAGGGGUGUCAGUGUCAUCCAUCAGCUCAGAGAGUGACUAUGCCAUCCCACCGGACGCAUGUUCUCUGGACAGUAACUACCUGGAGCCUGAACACAAAGUGCAACGCACCUCCUCUUACUCCUGUGAAAGCAUUGGACCGGAGAUGCUGGAGAAGUCGGGCUACCUGCUGAAGAUGGGCAGUCAGGUGAAGGCCUGGAAACGCCGCUGGUUCACGCUGCGGAAUGGAGAGAUCCUCUACUACAAGUCACCGAGUGAUGUCAUUCGGAAGCCCCAGGGACACGUCGAGCUGAACGCCUCAUGUCGAAUCGCCCGCGGAGAGGGGGGGCAGACGUUCCAGCUCAUCACGGAGAAGAAGACCUUCUAUCUGACAGCUGACUCCCCCAACAUUCUGGAAGAGUGGAUCCGGGUGCUGCAGAAUGUGCUCAAAGUCCAGGCUACCACUCCGGUUUCCAUGGACACCGCCGUCAAGCCAACUGUACGAGGCUGGCUUACAAAGGUCAAACAUGGCCACUCUAAGCUGGUGUGGUGUGCUCUCAUUGGGAAGGUCUUUCAUUACUACCGCAACCAGGAUGAUAAGUUUCCUCUAGGUCAGCUGCGCAUGCGUGAAGCAAGGGUUGAGGAGGUGGACAGGUCAUGUGACUCAGAUGAGGACUAUGAAGUCGGGGGACGUGGUUUCCUGUCAUCCCACUGCACACUAGUGGUCUACCCCAAAGACCAGAGCCCCACGUACAUGCUGAUAGGAACCAAGCAGGAGAAGGACACCUGGCUGUACCACCUGACCGUGGCUGCAGGCAGCAGUGCCAGUCUGAAGGUUGGCACAGAGUACGAGAGGCUGAUUGGCAAACUCCUGGACAUGGAUGGGGACCCUGACUCUGAGCUGUGGAAGCAUCCGGUGUUGUGCUUUAGUAGAGAUGGCCUGCGCUCUCCCCUCACCACUCUGCCCUCUGAAGCACUGCAGACUGAAGCCCUCAAACUCUUUAAGUCUUGUCAACUGUUCAUUAAUGUGUUGGUCGAGUCGCCCUCCAUCGACUACCACACGUCACUGGCCCAGAAUGCACUGCAGGUGUGCCUGACACACCCCGAGCUGCAGAACGAGAUGUAUUGCCAGCUGAUCAAGCAGACCAACUGCCGCACUCCCAACAACUACUCCCUCACACAGUGUUGGCAGCUGUUGUCGGUGUGUGUGGCCCUCUUUCUGCCACAGCAACACGUCCUCUGGUACCUGAAACAGCAUCUUCAUCGCCAUGCCGACCCCAGGACGGAGGUGGGGAAGUAUGCUGUGUAUUGCCAGCGGUCAGUGGAGAGGACUCAACAGAAUGGGGAGCGUGAGGCCAAACCGUCCCGAAUGGAGAUCCUGUCUAUCCUGCUGAGAAACCCCUACCACCACUCUUUGCCCUUCAGCAUCCCAGUGCACUUCCUCAACAGCACCUACCAGGUGGUGGGUUUCGAUGGUUCCACCACGGUGGAGGAGUUUAUGCGGAUGCUGAACCAGAGAGCAGGCAUGAGAAGCACUCAGCUGUCUGGCUUCGCCCUCUUCACUGACGACCCCUCAGGCUCAGAGCUGGAGCACUGCUUACAGCCAAACGCAAAGAUCUGUGACAUCAUUUCAAAAUGGGAGCAGGCGCUGAAAGAACUGAACCUUGGGAAAUAUGAGGGAACGCGCAUUGUCCGUCUUACCUACAAGAGCAGAUUGUGCUUCCGGGCCCAGGCCAAGGGGGAAGUAGAGCGAGAGCGCCUCCUGCUGGCCUACCAGGUGAAUGAGGAGGUGCAGCAGGGCCACUUCCCCGUCAACAAGGAGCUCGCUCUGGAGGUGGCUGCCCUCAUGGCACAGGUAGAGUAUGGUGAUGUGGCCUCCUCCUCCAUCACCAGUGGGUCGAUCCAGCCCAAGGGCCAGCAGCUGGUGUCUCAGGCACUGGAGCGCUUUUACCCCAAACGCUACAAACAGGACCUCAGUCUGGAGCAGCUCAGGGAGCUGUGUGACAGACUGUCCAGUAAGUGGACCCUGCUGAGGGGGUGUAGCGCGGCAGAGUGCAUCAGGAUCUAUCUGACCGUGGCUCGGAAAUGGCCUCUGUUUGGAGCCAAGCUCUUCAGCGCUAAGCCAGUGCCUCCCUCAUCAAUAGACCAGUCACAAGUCUGGCUGGCUGUCAAUGAAGAUGGCUUGAGUGUUUUGGACUACACAAUGCACUUGCAGGUUACACACCCCUAUCAGUCCAUCAUCACGUUCGGAGGUUUCCGUGACGACUUCAUGGUGGUGGUGAGCCAGACCAAAGACCAGAUGCAGGGAAAGAAGACUGUGGACAAGUUCAUCUUUGCCAUGAGUAAACCUAAGAUCCUGGAGCUGACCCUGCUGAUGGCCAGUUAUAUCAACUACUGGAGCUUGGCUCCCGCCUCCUCAUCCAGCUCCAUCCCCGGUGGGUCCCUGGGGCCUCGUUCAGACAGGAAGCUGUGGAACAUUGACAGCCGCCACUUCCCUGCCAUGACCUACAACACCAAAGGCCCCACGCUGCUGUGAGAAAACCCGAGCAGAGCCUGCACAUCUGCAGCACCACAGCCUCAAAGAUAAAGAGAAAGUGAUACAAAACUACAGGGUAAAGGUUUAGCAGCAGUUUAUUAAUGUGCAAACUGUCUCUUUUUGAAGAAAAGCUUGAAUUGUGACGUUCACAGAAUCAGAACUGUCUUAAUGGAUUUUUGUGUGUGUGUGUGAGAAAGUGUGGGGGUGGACAUAUCAACGCUAAAGGAAUUCCUGUAAAAGUCCUCCACAACUCUGUGAGAUAAGUAGAGCCAAAAAGACACUACAACACACUCCAAAGAUAUAGUUCAAUAUCUUUGGAGUGUAUCUAUAUCUUCAGCAAUUGUCUUCAUGUCAAGGUCAGCUGAACUAAGGAUGAUAAAACACCACAAAGCAGGGUAAAUAUUUUGUAAAAGAUACAAAAGGGCCUUGUAUAAAGAUAAUCAGAUACAAAAAAUACAAUAGCAUACUUGGAUCAGGACAUCAUUUUCAACAAUUAUCUACAGGCUGUAAAUCAAAGAUUUCAUCAACAUUUCUCCCAUUUAGUUGUAGUGGUUAAGGCUGAUGUGGGCUUACCAUGGGCUGUUCUCUUCUAACCAAUUUGCAUACUAAUUAUCAAGUCAUAAAGCAGUCACUUAUCCCAUUUUUAAGACAAGCACACAUCAUUGCCAUGUAAUUACACUAACUGACUAUCUCACACAGAUCUAUUAAUUUAUCUGAAUAAUAUAUUAUUAAGAUAAGAUACAAAUUAAAAUACAACAAGGUAAUGCAAUGGGUAGAUCACCUACUACAUGGUUUUUGUCAAAUGUUCCAUAUCUCUGCAUGCAAGUAUGGAAAGAAACAAGUAUGCUGUAUGGUACUGUCCAGUAAUGACCUUGAGAACUAGAAUGGGCACAUUGUUGACUCUUCAGUACAAAAUAUGUGAGAAAUGGCUGAUAAUUCCAACAAGUGGUGAUUAUUCACAGACUCAUCUAGGCACGCUAUGUAGAGCCAUCGGCUUAUGUGUAGCACAUGACAUCACAUUAAUACUGUCAUAAAGAGACCAUUUCUGAGAAUCACACAACACAUUUGCUUGUAAACACACUUUGCCAUAAAGAUUGGUAUCCAUCUAAACUGACUAAGGUCUAUCAGAAACACUGUGACCUGCCUUUGUAGACGGUACUAGAAGAGUAAUUCAGUUUUGUAGAGGAACCAAAGAGACAUGGGAAAACAGGGGUGUGUACAUUGGUUGUUCAACAUGGCCUCUUGUAUGAGGUAAAACAUAUUGAGUUUCUUUGAGGGUGGUGGAGUCAGAUUUUCUUUGGAUCACUUUGUGUUGUCUUGAAUAAGGUCCAUACAAUGCGGAACUAUGUUGUUGUAUAUUUCUGUUUGUGUGCUUUAUACAUAAUACUACAGUCAAAUAGUAAAGAGAGAAGGUAUGGACAAUUUAAAACCUAGAAGCAGAUGAUUCUCUCAGCUUGCCACUAAUGGCUUGAGAAGUGUAGGAAAACCAGUAUCUCUGUUUAUAACUGUUGAAAAAAAUGUGUGUUAUUCGGUACAUCUAGGGAAGCAUUACAAUUUGCCACUGUAAACAUAGUUAAACCAAGCUAAAUACUACUGGUCAGACCAGGAAAUGUCCAAGAAAAAAAAUUUUGAAGGCAGCCUCAGGUCACCUUUCUAGACAGGAUGUGCUGUUUUCAAAUGACUGCAGACUUGUGACCGCUUUGUGCACUUUGUUUAAUCACAAAAGGGUGAUUUUUUUUUAUUUUUUUAUUUCUACAUCUCAGAUCUUGCAUCAGUCUGACAGGCUGAAUACUGACUGACGUAUUCAUUCACUGAGCAAUUCUGACAUUAAAGAGCUAUUACCUAUACGGUGCAAAAACAGGAAAACAAGCCUGCAUUGUGGCUGAGCUGGCAGAACACCAGAUAAGUUAGAGUGUAUGUGAAUCUAUAAGCAGUGCUGUAAUCACUUCAGAACAUUUAAAACAUGCUUCAUCUGAGCCAGUCUAAAGGGAAAAAAACACAUUUUUAAUAAUUAGCGAUAGACAACUGGGGGAAAAUGCUUUUUCUCAAAACAGGAACUUGCGAAUGGCACCGUAAUUAGAUUCUGUGAUGACUGGGAGCUUUGGGAGACCAAACCAAUCAACUUCAGAGAAUCAGUGUGUAGACGCUAGUUUCCUGUCUUUCAUAAACCAUACAUCACAAGGCUGCAGGAACAUAGAUUCACCAAAACACUGCCAUGAAAACGGUAGCAGUGACUUGAAUUAUAUCUGGAUCAAACCACUGUCUUUGUAAUUUGUUAUUUAGCUAUUUAUUUGUAUGCCUGUUGUUGUCUUAGUUGAGUUCUGAUGUGUUAGGACAAAUCAUUACGUAAAAAUAUUUCUUUAAAAAGGGAUGAUUAGGAUAUGGGUUGUUUUGAGUGAGUAUUGCUCUAAAUUUGAUAACAAAUGUAGUACAUUUUACAAUGUUAGAUGGUACAGUAUGACACAAACUGUGUAAAGGUAGUGUGUGUGGUUGUGUUGAUAAUAAACGGUUCAGUUCUAA